AUGAAGUCGGUUCUCGCUAUUUCCAGCCUCGUCUCUGCCGCUCUCGCCGCUGCAACUCCCAGAGCACUAGAUGAGUUCCAGCUCGUUAUCACCGACUCUGCGUCCCGCACCAGCGAGCUCCAGGACCGCGCCCUCAUCACCCAAGGCGACGCCUUCAUCGUGGCCAACAAGGGUGACCACGGCAUCAACUUCACCGGCGGUGACGGAUCCCUCGGUAUCCAGAACGGCGACGCAGUCUACGUCGGCACCGACGGCCAUGUCGAUCUCAAAAGCACCGACGGUGUGGCUUCCGGUGGGUUGACAGAUGGCUUCACCACGGGCAGCAACAAUGUCCUUGAAUGGACCCAGGGAAGCUUCUAUGCCUGUCCUCAUGUUAGCUUCUACGCUCAGGGGCCUGAUACAUACAUGAUCUAUGCCGAUCGCUCUGGUGCGACUCUCGACACGGAUUGCAUUCAGGUUACGCUUACUGAGACUGCCAUCUAAAUGUCUUGAUUGGUUAUGAUUUUGAGGAUGUGGAGGGAGGUUCUAUAGAACGUGUAACUAACUGAUACUGUCUUUUGGAAAUAUAUUAUGAUUUCGUUGAACUAGCUUCGAAGGACUCUACUGCGGAUCUAACUGUACGUAGAGAGUUGAG
Molecule: messenger RNA, 634 nt
Organism: Aspergillus versicolor CBS 583.65
Lineage: Eukaryota; Fungi; Ascomycota; Eurotiomycetes; Eurotiales; Aspergillaceae
Exons: 2
Coding region: 1-483 (160 amino acids)
Source: RefSeq, a predicted model, not a curated record